AGUGGUCGGGCGCCAUUUCGUGGAGAAGCUGCAAGGGGUCGUUUCGCCCCUGCCCGCUAACAGGCAGCUUCUUCUCUUUUUCUUCCCCCUUUCUUUCUUUCUUUUUUUCUUCCGCCCAAUUGGAUAGCUGCUAAAACAUCCAAACCGAUAGAAAUGGCCCUCAGUUCUCCCCACGAAAGCUCUGCGGUGGGGCUGCCUUGCGGCGCAAUGGACUCGCACGGCAGCACCGGCAAGCGUAUCCGCAAGCCCUCGCUGCUCUAUGAAGACUUUGAGAGCCCGUCGCUGCCGCACACCAUGCCGCCGGGCCCGCCCGCCCAUCCGCAGCCUGCCGUCAGGGAUCCGUCCCGACAGGGCCGCGCCACGAACCAGCUGCUGUACCUCCAGAAGACCCUGCUCAAGUGCCUUUGGAAGCAUCACUUCGCGUGGCCCUUUCACGAGCCGGUGGACGCGCACAGGCUCAACUUGCCUGACUACCACAAGAUAAUCAAGCAACCCAUGGACAUGGGCACCAUCAAGAAGCGCCUGGAGAACAACUUCUACCGCUCUGCCAGCGAGUGCAUCCAGGACUUCAACACCAUGUUCACCAACUGCUACAUCUACAAUAAGCCAACCGAUGACAUUGUGCUGAUGGCCCAAUCCCUGGAGAAGAUCUUCCUCCAGAAGGUGGCGCAGAUGCCUGAGGAGGAGGUGGAGCUCCCCACGCCCGCCAUCCGCAGGAAGAGCAGCCUGGGACGCGGCCGCAAGACGAGUCCCAUGCGGGCGCAGCAGGUGCCAGCCGUGUCACAAUCGGCCUACUCGCCGUCCUCCUCGGACACAAGCGAGUCCAUGCUGGCCAGUUCGCCGCAUACGGUGCUGACCAAGAGCCUACCGCCGGCCACCAUCAUGGGCCUGCCUCCCACGCAGCCCGCCACCAAGAAAAAGGGCGUUAAGCGCAAGGCGGACACCACCACUCCGUCCACCAUGGGCUUGACGGUGGGGAUUUCAGCGGAGGGACACGGACACUUGGUGGGCUUGGGCAAGGGAGGCCACGGCGGACAGGUCCACGAACCCCCCAUGAACGCCAUCUCCUGCAUUGGCGGCAUGACCUUGGAGACGCCGCCCGGCAUGGGCCUGGUCCACAGCCCCGGCGGACCCGUCCUCCUCCAGCCCAUGAUGUCGGUGGUGGGGCGGCGCGUGGGCAGCGGGCGCCCCAUCAAGCCGCCCAAGAAGGACUUGCCUGACUGUGUGCAACCGCAGCCUUUGCGGAAAGGCAAGCUGAGCUCGGCCAUGCGCUACUGCAGCGGGCUGCUCAAAGACAUGCUGUCCAAGAAGCACGCCGCCUACGCCUGGCCCUUCUACAAACCCGUGGACGCCGCCGACCUCGGCCUGCACGACUACCACGACAUCAUCAAGUAUCCCAUGGACCUCAGCACCAUCAAGAGGAAGAUGGACGGCCGCGAGUACCGCGACGCGCAGCAGUUUGCCGGAGACGUGCGCCUCAUGUUCUCCAACUGCUACAAGUACAACCCGCCUGACCACGACGUGGUGGGCAUGGCCCGCAAGCUGCAGGACGUCUUUGAAUUCAGCUUUGCCAAAAUGCCCGACGAUCCACAGCUGGACCACGCCGCCUUGUCCCUGAGCGGCCACCCGACAUCCUCCUCCUCGUCCUCCUCGUCCUCCUCAUCGUCUUCCUCGUCCACAUCAGAGAGCGAGCCCAGCAGUGAGAGCGAGGAGAGCGAGAGCAGCCCCAGCUCAGACAGCGAGGAGGAGCGAGCUAACCGGCUAGCUGAGCUCCAGGACCAGGUGUGCACGCAGCUUCGAGCCGUGCACGAGCAGCUGACCGCGCUCUCCCAGGGCCCCAUCGUAAAGCCCAAGAAGAAGCGGGAGAAAAAGGACAAGAAGGAGAAGAAAAAGCGCAAGAAGCCAGAUAAGCACGGGCGUGGAUCCAAGAGCCGAGCGGGCUCCGAAGAGUGGACCAUGCCUACUAAAAUGCUCAAAAGCAAGACGUCGAGAGCCGGCACAUCGCAGACCAAGAAGAGCCAGACCAAGAAGAGCAGCAAGAGCAGCAAGAGCACCAAGAAGUCGUUCUACCCUCCGCUGACGCCCGCCAUGCUUCCGCACUACGACUCUGAGGAAGAGGACGAGAUUGUGCCCAUGACGUACGACGAGAAGCGGCAGCUGAGCCUGGACAUCAACAAGCUGCCGGGCGAGAAAUUGGGCCGCGUGGUCCACAUCAUCCAGUCGCGGGAGCCCUCGCUGCGCGACACCAACCCCGAGGAGAUCGAGAUCGACUUUGAGACACUCAAGCCGUCCACGCUGAAGGAACUGGAACGCUACGUCAUGACGUGUCUGCGGAAGAAGCCGCGCAAGCCCUACACUGACCUAGCAGUAAAGAAAGGCGGCGUGCUCAAGUCCAAAGAGGAGCUGACUUUGGAGAAGCGUCUUGAGCUGGAGAGGAGACUGCAGGACGUCAGCGGGCAGCUCAACUCUGCCAAGAAGCCCGGAAAACCCAAAGCGGAGAAGGCCAACCCCACCGAGGCCCACACACAACCCUCACGCCUCAGCGGCAGCAGCUCCAGCUCGGACUCGUCCACUUCUUCCUCCUCCUCGUCAUCGUCGUCCUCGGACACCAGUGAGUCAGACUCCGGCUGAGAUCUUUGCGGCUAAAAUAGAAAACAAUAGUUGAAGAAGAAGUAACUCAGGGACUUGGGCUGGCCCAGGAAGUGACGUUCCCUGAAAACGGACUAGCGAACCCCAACACUUUUUGAAUGUUAGACUUGAAGGAUGUGCGAGGAAGAGAAACAAAAACACGUACGGCCUUUUGCUUUCUCCCUCCUGUCUUUUUUGUUGUUGUUCUGAUUUGUAAAUACAUGUACAAAAUUGUAUCUUUCUUUUAUAAAGAAGAAUUUUAGGAUUAUUUCCACCACCCAGAGAAGAAUGUAUAGUGCAAGUCUUCUUUGGAGCUAUUUAUUUAUUUGAAAAUGUUCACUCUUGAUGCUUUCUUCACAAUCUUUUCAUCCUCCUAAUGGAGCCUGGCUUCUUCAUCAACACGUCCAUGGAACUACGGAAAGUCGUUUGAGCAUUAAAUCAUAUCCUUGAUGUCCAUCUGUCAUAUUCCUACCUGGACAUCAAGAACAUGGAAUUAAUGCUCAACUGUUUGCCAUAUGAAACGCUAAAAAUGGAAGUUGACGUUUUGCAUAAUUGUUCUUUAUCGCUGCAUCCCGUUAAACAACGGAGAAGCAGACACACAACUUCAUUCCAUUCAUAAAUCAUCUUCACUGUAACAAGCCCAACGUUCGGCAUUGGAAAUGUGUCCAUCGUUUAGAAUGUGAACAAACACCUCGUUGAUUUGUGGAAGUAAUGCUUGUGUAUUCUUAUAAGUGUGUUUAUGCUGUUGCACACACGACUGCAUCUGGCCUGCUGUUCCCUUGCCUUAGUUCUCGUUGGUCCUUCUACAUUGUUCUUAUAUUACAGUACUUCUCUUAGUCACUGUUUGCUCACUUCCAGCGUCUUUGCUCUGUUCUGGCGCUCACCAUUUUGUCUUCAUUUGACUGCUUUGUUUAUUAAAAAAAAACUGUUGGAA
Syngnathus acus (greater pipefish) is the source of this 3562-nucleotide messenger RNA. It is a transcript of the gene brd2b, whose product is annotated as bromodomain containing 2b. The transcript has 12 exons. Gene Ontology annotation, biological process: chromatin remodeling; regulation of DNA-templated transcription. The record is from RefSeq and is a predicted model, not a curated record. Lineage: Eukaryota; Metazoa; Chordata; Actinopteri; Syngnathiformes; Syngnathidae. Gene Ontology annotation, cellular component: chromatin; nucleus. The coding region runs from base 154 to 2631 and encodes 825 amino acids.